Molecule: messenger RNA, 2679 nt
Organism: Eufriesea mexicana
Lineage: Eukaryota; Metazoa; Arthropoda; Insecta; Hymenoptera; Apidae
Product: kinesin-like protein KIF18A
Exons: 2
Coding region: 1-2679 (892 amino acids)
Biological process (GO): microtubule-based movement
Molecular function (GO): ATP binding; microtubule motor activity; microtubule binding
Source: RefSeq, a predicted model, not a curated record
AUGUUUGUAUUUAAAUUGAUAGAAUUUGCUAUGGUGUUUAAUAAGAGAGACUUGGCGAAAGCAUUUUCGCCAAAUAAAGUUAAAAAGUUAACGAAAAAACGACUUUCGAGUAAUGGAACGAAGCCGAGUACAAAUGAAAAUACAACUUCAUUGACACAAAUUGAGUCUGGUUCACAGACGAGUAUCAAGGUAAUUGUAAGAGUACGACCGCAAAAUGAUCAUGAACUUCAAGGCAGUUGUAGAACUAUUAUAAAAAUCGUUGAUGAUAAAAUGUUAAUUUUUGAUCCUAAGCAAGAGGAAAAUCUAUUUUUUUAUCAUGGUGUUGCUCAAAAAGGUCGUGACUUGCUUAAGAAACAAAAUAAAGAACUGCAAUUUAUCUUUGACAAAAUAUUUGAUAUGUCGUCAAAUAAUUGUGAUGUAUUUGAAGGAAGUACUAAAGAUUUAAUCUGCAAUCUUUUGGAUGGUUAUAACUGUUCCGUAUUUGCAUAUGGGGCCACUGGUGCUGGUAAAACUCAUACUAUGCUCGGUAAUAGUGAAGAUCCUGGUAUUACAUAUAGGACAGUAGCAGAAUUAUUUUCUCAAAUAGAGAGACAGGGUGAACAUCGUGAAUUUAAUUUAGGUGUAACAUAUUUAGAAAUUUAUAAUGAAAAUGUACAAGACCUUUUACAUAAAUCUGGACCUUUACAUUUAAGAGACGAUGGUAGAUGUGGGAUAAUUGUUGCUGGCCUUAAAAUAAUUACUAUUCAAAGUGCUGAUGAGUUACUAACACUGUUAGCAAAGGGUAAUAAAAAUCGUACUCAACAUCCUACUGAUGCAAAUGAGGAAAGUAGUAGAAGUCAUGCUGUUUUUCAAGUUUAUAUUAAUAUCACUAAUAAAUUAGAUGGUCAAGUACGACAAGUUAAACUGUCUAUGAUUGAUUUAGCUGGAUCUGAAAGAGCUUCUGCCACAGGUUGUAAAGGAGCAAGAUUUAAAGAAGGGGCAAAUAUUAAUAAAUCUUUAUUGGCUCUAGGCAAUUGCAUUAAUAAGUUGGCAGAUGGUGCAAAACAUAUAACAUAUAGGGAUUCUAAAUUGACUCGUCUCUUAAAAGACUCAUUAGGUGGAAAUUGUCAAACUGUUAUGAUAGCUAACAUUGCAUCUUCUAGCUUUAGUUAUGAAGACACAUAUAAUACAUUAAGGUAUGCAAAUAGAGCAAAGAAGAUAAAAACUCAUAUAAAGAAAAAUAUUUUAUCCUGUGAAAUGCAUGUAACUGCAUAUAUAAAAAUGGUUGAAGAACAAAAAAAAGAAAUAAAUUAUUUAAAACAAAAGUUAUUGACAUUUGAAAAUAGAUUACCACAUAUAUUAUCAGAGCAUGAAGAUAGCAAUGUUAAUGAAGAAGUAGAUAAUCAUGCACUAACUAACAGCAAUAAAUUGAUUGAAUUACUUCAAAAAAAGAAGGUUCUAAAUGAAAAGGUUCUUUCAUUGGAAAGUGCAGACAAAAUAUUAUGUUGUAGAAUUCAAUAUAAAAAAGCAGCAGAUGAAAGAUUACAUAAUCUAACAGCAGCUGUUGAUACUUUGACACUUGAAGAGCAAAAUGCAAGUGGCAAGUCAAGGGUCAAUAAAUCAUUACAUUACUUUGAACGGCAAAGAGAUUCCCUGAAAAUACAGAUGGAAACAAUUUGGGAAGAAUUGUGCCUAAUAGAGACAGAAAUACAAAAACUGAAUACAGAAAUGAAGUUAAAGAAAUUUGAAAAAUUGAAAGAUACAAUUGCACUACGAACUUGUGAAAUAGAAAGGUCUAGAUUACAACAGCAAUAUGAACAUGCGAAAAAAGUAAGUAAUCUUCAACAAUGUGAAAUAGAGUCUCAUAAUUCAAUGAUUAAAAUGAUGAGUACAACAUUACAAAAUUAUUAUAACAUGAUGAGAGGAUAUGGAACAAUGACUGACACGAUGAAAGAAGAAUUUAAACAGUUAAUUAAGUUAUUGGAAGGAGUAAGAAAUAUCAAAUGGUCAGAUAUGGAAACAAUCAAUCACGAGGAACGCUUUUAUAGCUUGACAUGUCUUAGUGUGACUCAUUUGAAAGAUCCCCUUAAUAAUAAAAUACCUAUAUAUGUGUUCAAUUCUCUGGAUGCUCAAAACCAAAAUAAUUGUACUAAAGAUGUAUUAAAUGCAACUUUCGAUGCAUCAUGUUCAGAUACAGAGAAAGUGUUCGAUGCACAUAACAUAACUAUUACAUUACAAGGGAAUUCAAAUAUAAAUUGUAAGAAUGAUAUAAAAGACAUAACGCGAAGUACCCAAGAAAAAUACGAUAAUGUAAAUUGUAUACAAGAAAAUGUUAAGAAGCGUGUUCUCUCAGACAAAAAUAAUGUAAAUGUAAUAAAGACGCCUGUUAAACAAGCAAAGAAGGUAUCCCCAAAAUGUAAUGGUGGUACGCUGUGUACAAUAGGAACCAAAGAUAAAGAAAAUAAGAAACAUACACAAAAAUCACAUAUAACAAUGAGUUCUAAAAGUAUAGCCAUACUAAAUAAAUUGAAAGCAGAUAAACUCAAAAAAGACAAUCUUGAUAUGGAUCUAUCAGAUGGAAGCUUGAAACUGGUAAGGGAGAAAGAAAGAAGAGCAUUAAUGACAACACAUCCAUAUCAAAAGCCAAAUGGUAAACAAAAAUUCACACCAGCUUUGCCUUCAUCGCGAGUUCCAUGGUAG